UAAACUAAAACAAACUCCUGAAUAUCAUACUUAAGGAAAAAAAAAACCUGAAUAUCUUUACCCGCUAAAUAGAAUCGGAGAUUGCUUUUCUCCAGUUCUCUCACGGUCCCCCUGUUUAUUGCAAGCCGGAGAUUUUUCAGCAUUAUUAGGGUUUCUUCUUCUGUAGUGUUCAGCUUCGUUAAAUUCAUUGAACCGUUGAAUGUCAAUUUUUUUAGAAAUCAGAAGGCAUUUCAGUAGGUACUAGCAAAAGUUGAAGAUGGAGCCAGAGGUGAUAGAAGCAGAGUUAGUGUUGCCAACCCACCUGAAUUUCAAGCGAAUUCAAAUGUACGAGAAGUACCCAAAAGGCCAAUCCAGAGGCAGGCACUGGAAACAUCUGAAGCAAAUUCUUCAAGCCGAAAACUAUCACAACCACUCCCCUGACGAACCCAACUACGUUAAUAUUGAAUCACCUCCCUCAAUGCAUCCAUGCAAGAAGAUUUGCGAUAUAACUGGAUAUGAGGCACCAUACUACGAUCCGAGGACUACUCUUCGAUAUGCAAAUGCUGAUGUCUUCAAGGUCAUAAGGUCUCUUCCUAAUGAGUACGUUCAGAGAUAUUUAGCCAUGAGAAAUGCAGCUGUAAUUUUAAGGUGAAGAUGUACUACAUUUCUGCUGUUCAUUUGCUCGGUGUCUCCUACAUUCUUGGGAACGUGCAAUGAAUAUGAACCGAUGGCAAUAAGCUUUCCAUCUCGUUGAAAAUGCAGUGUGAAACCUGUUAUGCAUGCUUAAGAUGUAUUAUAUGUAUAUUUACUCGAUUUCUUUUUUGUGUAUAGGAUCGUUAUGGCGAUUUAUAUUCACCUUGGAACCUAUUAGCUGUAGUUGAUUCAGUUGGUCAAAACUUGCUUGCAAAAAACCUUGAUGGAAUAGUAUGGAACAGAAUCAAACGUCUAAAACUAUUUUGAUGCCUAAA
Momordica charantia (bitter melon) is the source of this 947-nucleotide messenger RNA. RefSeq names its product chromatin-remodeling complex subunit. Gene Ontology annotation, cellular component: Ino80 complex. Gene Ontology annotation, biological process: chromatin remodeling. NCBI's taxonomy places the organism in Eukaryota, Viridiplantae, Streptophyta, Magnoliopsida, Cucurbitales, Cucurbitaceae. The record is from RefSeq and is a predicted model, not a curated record.